Molecule: messenger RNA, 261 nt
Organism: Anisakis simplex (herring worm)
Lineage: Eukaryota; Metazoa; Nematoda; Chromadorea; Rhabditida; Anisakidae
Source: the annotation of a GenBank genome assembly
AUGCCAGCGGAGCUUCAUGCUUUAGCAGGUCCAACCACGUUGAACAGGCUUUCUGAUUCACAGAACUUGGAAAACGGACCGGCUGGACAACGACUACAGUCUAAUGGAAGGAUAAAACGUCUGUUUGCGGCUACACACAAUACCGGAACGAUGUCGUCUGAUUAUCAAAUCGAAGCGUACAUUAAAGAAAUAGCAAAAAUACAAGCCGACGUUAUUGGAAUAUCCGAAACAAAACGCAGCGAAGAGCUCGUAGAUGAAUGA